AUGGCUCAGGCCGAUGGUGCAUCGCCGAAGGAGCAAAUACUGGAAGCCUGCCGGAGGGACAAUGUGGAGCUAUUCCAUGAAGUGUUGAACGAAUUUCAAGCCAAGAGCAAGGAGGAGAUAGCAGAAUUCUUCAACACUGUCACGGACACGAUGGGCAACCAUCUGUUGCAUGUAUGCGCGAACUACGGAGCAUAUGACGUUAUGGAUGAGCUACUGAAUAUCGAGUACCUCGAGUGCGAUCCUUUGACAAGGAGGGACAAGGAGACACCCAUUCAUUGUGCGGUCCUGUAUGCCAACGAACGAGAAGUUGAACUAGGGGAAGCUAUGGCGAAGAUGUUGAUCGAGGCUGGAGGCGAUCCCAGAGUGAAAGACCGACACGGCAGGAAACCUGCAGAGAUAUGUACUCCCCGGACUGAGGAGCUCCGCAGCAUUCUGAUCAAGGAAGAAUAUGCCCUCAACGAAGGGCUCAAGCAUACCAAUACACAGUCGGAGGAGGACGAAGACGAAGCUGACGCCGGAUCAGCGUCUGAUUCGAAUUAA
Messenger RNA from Capronia epimyces CBS 606.96, 540 nucleotides. RefSeq lists its product as uncharacterized. The transcript has 3 exons. Bases 1 to 540 code for a protein of 179 amino acids. The record is from RefSeq and is a predicted model, not a curated record. Gene Ontology annotation, molecular function: protein binding. NCBI's taxonomy places the organism in Eukaryota, Fungi, Ascomycota, Eurotiomycetes, Chaetothyriales, Herpotrichiellaceae.